GUUCUUGUUCAAAACCCAGCCAAUCGAACCCAGCAUGCUUUGCGCGCAGACCGUACAAAAACAUGGCAGCGCUCAGGGCCCCUCCCUGUUCCCGGCAUGCACCGGGGAAUAGGUCAGGUCUUAUUGCUGAGUAGGAAGAUGGCGGCAUCUGGCGCAGAGCCGCAGAUCUUGGUACAAUACUUGGUGUUACGGAAGGACCUAUCGCAGGCUCCCUUCUCUUGGCCAGCGGGCGCACUGGUAGCGCAGGCCUGUCACGCAGCCACUGCAGCCCUGCACACUCACCGAGACCACCCUCACACUAUUGCUUAUCUCCGGGAGCUGGGGCGCAUGCGCAAGGUGGUCCUUGAGGCCCCAGAUGAGACCACCCUAAAGGAGCUGGCUGAGACCCUGCAACAGAAGAGCGUUGAGCACGUGCUGUGGCUGGAGCAGCCGGAGAAUGUCGCCACUUGCCUGGCACUCCGUCCCUACCCCAAGGAAGAAGUGAGCCAGUAUUUGAAGAAGUUCCGAUUGUUCAAAUGACUGAUGUCACCGAGACUUGCUUUGGUACCUCUGGUGUCAGCUGGAUCCAGAAACUGGGCCGUCCAUCCCUAAGCAUCACAUACUCUUUUCAGUGGCAACUCGCUCUUCUGUUAAGUUACGACAGUUUCUUGAGGGUCAAACACAUGCUCACAUUAAAGUGGUCACUAAUAAGUA
Messenger RNA from Phyllostomus hastatus (greater spear-nosed bat), 693 nucleotides. RefSeq names its product peptidyl-tRNA hydrolase domain containing 1 (gene PTRHD1). The transcript has 2 exons. Gene Ontology annotation, molecular function: peptidyl-tRNA hydrolase activity. NCBI's taxonomy places the organism in Eukaryota, Metazoa, Chordata, Mammalia, Chiroptera, Phyllostomidae. The coding region runs from base 97 to 519 and encodes 140 amino acids. The record is from RefSeq and is a predicted model, not a curated record.